Prunus armeniaca (apricot) is the source of this 1308-nucleotide messenger RNA. NCBI's taxonomy places the organism in Eukaryota, Viridiplantae, Streptophyta, Magnoliopsida, Rosales, Rosaceae. The record is from the annotation of a GenBank genome assembly.
AUGCAGAAAAAAGAAAAGAAGAUGAAGGACAACAAAGAGAAGCAGAGGAAGCAGAAAGAGAAGACCAAGGAAAAACCUGAUAAUGCUGAUCAAACUCCAGAAUUAAAAGAGGAUGGAAAGAAGAAAAUGUUUGAGAAUGAAGCUGGAAAUGAACCUCUUGCAAUUCAAGACCUCUUGGUGAAGUCCAUGACAGACCAAAUCAACUAUCACCAACGUCAAGAUCCUAGCUUCAUUUGCCCAGAAAGAUUACAACUGUGGAAGGAUGAAAAAAAUGAAGACAGUGAGAAGAAAAUGAAGGAAUUGUGGGAUAUAUUUAUCCAGGGAGGAAAAGAGAUCAAAGGAGCUGGAAGAGAAGUUGGCAACAUAUGCAAGGAAACUCGGAUUGACAUGGAGAAGAUUGCCAAGAAAAAGGAGAUUGAAGAAGAAGAAGAGAAAGAAGAAGACAAGAAAGAAGAAGAGAAGCAACAAGAAGAGAAAGAAGAAGAGAAGAAGCAAGACGCUCCAACACCUGAUGUUCCUUCAAGAGUAAUAAGGCUGAAGAAUAGAGAAAGAAAGAGGCUUCAAGCAUCUUGCUAUGUAAACGGAAACUGCAUUGCAGUUCUGCUGCUUUACAGAAAUGGAAACUGCAUUGCAGUUUCUGCUGCUUUACAAAAACGGAAACUGCAUUGCAGUUUCUGUUUUAUCAAAUGGAGUUUUCCUUUCAAUCUGCAGUUAACACAAGAGGCAUCUCAGCCCGAUGCCACAAAUCCAAUUCCUGAUCCCCCAAAAGGAACGAGCCUUCAUGAUUCAAUACUUGUAGGUAUGCAAGAAUCAAAUGAUGAAGAUGAAGGACAAAAAAAGCCAACAAAGAAAAAACUAGGAUGGGGUCAAAAGAAGGUUUGGCAGAAAAUUCCAAAGGAGGACAGGGACAGAAUUGAAGAAUACUACUUAAGACUCGAUAGUGAGAAAGUGACAAACCAUGAUAUCAAAGAUAUUGUAUGGGACCUGGAACUGUCACAAAACGUUAUUGAGGCCUAUAUCCAAAUAGAGGAGGAGAAAAUAGGGCCCAUGCAGACAGAUAGUCCACAGUACAUGUCUACAUGGGACUUGGGGCCCUGUAUGAACACUUACUUGAAAAACUCGGGAAAUGCAAUGUUUCUCUUCUUCCCGAUCAUUUCAAGUUCUGAGUUCCACUUUACACUUCUCACAUUUCACAAAAUUGAACGAAAGUGGAGACACUACAAUCCACUUAGAUCGUUGGGAUCUAGAAAAGAAGAAAAGUGUAUUGACAUUGCUCAAAAUUUUGUAAGUGGAAUGAAACUGUCUUAA